AUGGAUCUCCUUCACAGCAAUGGAGUGCUUAUCAUUCAGCAUUUACAGAGGGACUACAGGGCUUACCAGGAUUUCCUAAAUUUUAUGUCACAUGUUGGUGAUCCCCGGAAUAUAUUUUCAAUUUAUUUUCCUCUUUGGUUUCAGCUCAACCAAGUGGUUGGUACUAAAAUGAUAUGGGUGGCAGUCAUUGGUGAUUGGUUCAACCUCAUAUUUAAAUGGAUUUUAUUUGGCCAUCGCCCUUACUGGUGGGUGCAAGAAACAAUGAUUUAUCCUAAUCAGUCAAGCCCAUGCCUUGAACAGUUUCCUAUAACAUGUGAAACUGGACCAGGAAGCCCAUCUGGACAUGCCAUGGGAUCAUCCUGCGUCUGGUAUGUAAUGGUCACAGCAGCACUUAGCUACACAGUUAGAUGGAAAGAUAAAUCAGCUGUUACCCUUCACAGACUAACAUGGUCAUUCCUCUGGAGUAUUUUUUGGAUUAUCCAGAUCAGUGUGUGCAUCUCAAGAGUGUUCAUAGCAACACAUUUCCCUCAUCAAGUUGUUCUUGGAGUAUUUGCUGGCAUUCUUGUGGCAGAAGCAUUUGAGCAUACCCCUGCUAUUCAGACAGCAAGCUUGAGAAUGUACAUCAAGACAAACUUGUUUCUUUUCAUCUUUGCCCUUGGCUUUUAUCUAUCCCUCAAGCUUCUUGAUAUUGACUUGCUAUGGUCUGUUCCAAAGGCCAAGAAGUGGUGUGCCAACCCAGACUGGAUAAACAUUGACACAACUCCGUUUGCUGGACUGGUGAGGAACUUAGGUGCACUCUUUGGUUUAGGUCUUGGAAUUAAUUCUGAAAUGUUCAUCACGAGCUGCAAAGGUAAAAAUAGCUGCAGGAUAAGUUUUCGCCUACUGUGUGUAGCUGCUUCUUUAGCUACGCUGCAGUUGUAUAAUUUUGUUAGGAUACCUACUCAUACUGAGUAUUUGUUCUACAUUCUCUCUUUUUGUAAGAGCGCAGCUAUGCCUCUGACUGUGGUUGCCUUGGUUCCGUACUGUGUCCACUCGUUAAUGAGGACAACUGAAAAGAAACUUAAUUAG
Molecule: messenger RNA, 1068 nt
Organism: Cinclus cinclus
Lineage: Eukaryota; Metazoa; Chordata; Aves; Passeriformes; Cinclidae
Gene: G6PC2
Product: glucose-6-phosphatase catalytic subunit 2
Exons: 5
Coding region: 1-1068 (355 amino acids)
Biological process (GO): glucose 6-phosphate metabolic process; gluconeogenesis
Cellular component (GO): membrane
Molecular function (GO): glucose-6-phosphatase activity
Source: RefSeq, a predicted model, not a curated record